CCGGCCAAGCGGAAGUGGUUAUUGUUGCGGUCUUUACCAACGUUAGUAUGUGGGAAAUGAGGGCUGCUAUAUUUAUAAAAAACAGCUAGCUCUGUUAAAAAUCGUAUUCCAUUUCAUUAGGAAUAUUUGAUGUUUCGUUAUUAUCAUUUCCCCUGAACUAACCGCUAGCUUGUUAGCAUCAGCAGCCAUGCCGUCCUAUUCUGAAUUAAGGAAAACAAACCACUUCUACUACUUCAUCAAAUUCACCUUAAAUAUCUACUCAAUGCUGUUUUCGCUGAUGGGCCUCUGUGUUCUCUGUGUGGGGGUCUACGCUGAAGUGGAGCGGCAGAAGAACCGGACCCUGGAGGGCCUGUUUCUGGCCCCCGCCGUGGUGCUCAUCCUGCUGGGCCUGGUGAUGUUCACCGUGUCCGUGGUGGGCAUGGUGGGCUCCCUGAGGGACAACAAGACCCUGCUGCACAUGUUCCUCUGUGUCCUCUGUGUGUUGCUGCUCCUCCAGGCCAUCGGGCUCACCCUGGCUCUCAUCUUUGAAAACAAGACGUCGGCCCUGUUUCAGAGCAGUAUACGAGAAGGAAUCAAACACUACUACGAUGAUCUGGACUUCAAGAACAUCCUGGACUACAUGCAGGAAAAGUUCUCCUGCUGUGGGGGGGACGAGUAUAAGGACUGGGGGGUGAACCAGUACCAUUUCUGUAAUGGUACUGGUCCUCUGGCCUGUGGGGUCCCUUAUACCUGCUGUGUCCGCAAAAAGGUCGGAGAGGUCAUCAACACUCUGUGUGGCUACAAGACUCUGGAUCAACAGCAUCAGCGUGAAACCCUUCAUGAGUUGAUCCACGUGCGCGGCUGCAUCCACGCAGUCAACCUGUGGAUGAGCGACAACGUGGGAAUAACGACGGCUCUCUCCUGCGCCAUCGGCCUGCCGCAGCUGCUUGGCAUCAUCCUGAGCUGCGUCUUCUGGAACCUGCUGGUGGACAUGAGCGAGUCUACGGACAUGGUGGACUUCAAGCUGAAGAAGAAGGAUGUGGAGUACACCGAGCUGGAUCUGGCGGGCGCCGGGUGGUGCAUGUGUCUGCCGAGGGACGGAGGAUACCUGCCCGUCCCCGUCGUCGAACCCGACCUCGACCCCAUCGAUGUUCACCUGCAGAAGCUGAAGAAGCAGCCGCCGCGCACCCACUCUCAGCUCCAGAUGAUGCGCUCCGCCUCGGGUUUGGACGAGCUGGACGGCGGGCGGAAGCAGAAACGGGAACACUGAGCGCCAUUUUCUGGGUUUUUCACCUUUUUUUCCGUGGUUGUAAUCAUUGUUGGAGUUGUGUUGCACUAACUUAUGGGUUUCCGUCAUUGGAUCAAGCUUAAUGGGAUCAAAGGUACUCAUUGGCUUUAAAAAAAAAAUGUUUUAAUUCUUCUUGUUUGUAGCGGUUGAUAUUUAAAGUUUUAUGGCAUUAUAUCACUUUUAAUUUAUUUUCUUUAUGGUGCGUUCACAGUGGAUGAAAGGCGAUUUUUUUGCGUUGCACAAUUUUGAUUUGGAGUUGUGUUGCACUAACUUAUCCGUUUCCGUCAUUGGAUCAAGCUUAAAAGGGAUCAAAAGUACUCUGAAUAUGUUUACAAGAAAAAAAAAGAAUCAAGAAGCAACAUGCAACAUUGGCUUUUAAAAAAAAAUGUUUAGAUUGUUCUUGUUUGUAGCGGUUGAUAUUUCAAGUUUAUGGCAUUAUAUCACUUUAGAUUUAUUUUCUUUAUGUUGCGUUCACACCGGAUGCAAGGCGGAUUUUUUGCGUGGCACAAUUACAUAUAAAUUCAAUGCAAAGACACAAAUGUGACAAAGUCGCUGCUUUAUUUCAAGUCACACGUUAUUUUUAUUUUGGACAGAGAUGCUACAAUGCUAGCUUAGCUUAGCCCUGAACCAUCCGAUAUCCAUUCAGAAAACAAGCAUUUAAAAAAAAAAUGUUUAGCUCUCUUGCAAGCAGAACAGAUUACUGUUCAAUUUCUUUUUACUAAUCGGUAUCUUAAUUUUGCUAUUUCGACUUCCCAAUUAAUCCGUUUUUUGCAAUUAAAUCACUGCAAAAUAUCUUUAAUAUUCGGCUCAUACCAUUGUAGUAAAUAAUAUUGAUUCAGCCACUUAUGACUUGCUAGAGAAAGUGAAUACGUUUCUGUGUCAUUAAAACAACGGUCGCUAGCAAGUGAUUCCAAAAGACAUGCUAGCCGCUGUUAGCAUGCUAACAUGAUCACAAUGAAGGAGAUCAUGUUCUUAGCUUAGCGUGUUAGCAUGCUAUAAACGGCUAUAUGAAGUACUCCAGAAAUAAAUACAAAAAUAUUUUUGGGAUAUAGAGAUAGAUAAUGCUGGUCCAGCUUUGAACCUUAACGGUUAUUAACACCUGUCAUGAAUCUGCAAAAGAAAAAUAAGAAGAGAACACUUGAAACCGGGAAUGAGUCAGCAUUUUUGCAAUUCAUCUAAAGGUCAAUGUUUAUUUGGAUGUGUUGUUGGUUACACGUAUAAAAUAAAGUUUGUGGUUAACACAAGCUGAAGAGAUUUAAAGUAAAGACUCCACUUGGACAUUUUGAAGCCUUUAAAUGUCUUUAAAAAAGGGUUUAAAUUAGAUUACAAGACGUCAUCACGCCGAACAUUAGCCACUGUUAGCUUAACGUGAUGACAGUAAGUAAUGUGACCGUGCUGUAGUUCCUUUAUAGCCCAACAUUAGCCGCCGUUAGCUUAGCAUGUGACAGUGCUGUAGUUCCUUUAUAGCCGUAUAACAUUAACUUUUUCUGGCGAUUCAAUUUACAAUUGCAGGUUAGUAGCUUUUGAUGAUUUUAUUGCAAUGAAAUCACGGCAAAAUCUGUUAAAAUGUGGUUUAUACCAAAGAAGAAAAAGAUUUGGGUACAGGUCAUUGGUACAGGUCAGUGAAAUGUUUAUAGAUAUGUGUUCCUUCAGAUGAACACCCAGUCAAAAGGUCAUUUGGUUUCUUUCCAUAUCUGGGACUUUCACAACAUUCGGCCGUGGAAGAUGAAAAAUGGCUGGUUUCUAAAUGGAAGUAAGCCCCGCCUUAACGCGAUCAAUUUAUUUUAAGAAACACUAGCUUAGCGUCCGCUGUGAACGCACCAUUAGCCUUUGAAAUUGAGCGAUGUCUCACGUGCUAAAGCUUACCUCAGGCUGUUUUGACAUCAGCCCAGAAGUCCGAGGACAGUACUAUUUGGUGUGUAAAUUAAUGGUAGCUUGAAAAGAUGUUCUUCAGUGUCGGAGAAAUAGGAAUAGCCAAGUAUGUCUUGCGUGUAGCGUCUGUGACGGAUGUAUACAGUUUGUGUAUUAUUUAUUUUAAUUUGUUCUCAUUUGAUUUUGUGCAAUCAGUGUACAUUGUAAGACUGGUAGUUGUGAAAUAACAUGGGAUGCAUGUUUUGUACUGUAUAUAAAGUAAGCUAAUAAAAAAAAAGAACAAAAAAACUCAUGUAAGGCUCUCAUCAGGGGGGCUUCAGUCUAUUCCAUUUUUAAACUGAACUUUUUAUUAUAUCUUUUAAUGGGAUUACCCAGACUACAGAUCCAGUGGAAAGUCUCUCAAUGACGGUUUUUUGUACCUGAGUUAUGCACUGUUUUGAGCUUCCCCCUAGCUCCUGCCUUGUAUCAGCACUACUGUUCUUGUCAAUAAAUGAAUUUGUCUACUGA
Molecule: messenger RNA, 3646 nt
Organism: Trematomus bernacchii (emerald rockcod)
Lineage: Eukaryota; Metazoa; Chordata; Actinopteri; Perciformes; Nototheniidae
Exons: 8
Coding region: 188-1249 (353 amino acids)
Cellular component (GO): membrane
Source: RefSeq, a predicted model, not a curated record